This is a messenger RNA of Anthostomella pinea, 5148 nucleotides long. Lineage: Eukaryota; Fungi; Ascomycota; Sordariomycetes; Xylariales; Xylariaceae. The record is from the annotation of a GenBank genome assembly.
AUGGUGGACCAGAAGUUCUGUCACGCCUUCCAGGUCGGCGCCUGUACGAGAGGCGAGGCCUGCAGGUACGCACACAAGCUCGACCCAAACUUUAAGCGCAAAGCCUGUGCGCAUUUCGCGAAAAACAAAUGUAACCGAGGCAAAGAUUGCAAGUUCUCUCACGCCAAGGAGGACAUUGACCUUCUAAAAGCCACAUCGGGCGCCAGUGUCCCUGGCGGUACCUCUGCCGGUGCGUCUGGCUCCGUCUCGACUGCUACGACAGAAGCUCAAUUUAAGCAAUGGCGCUACAACAUUCCCAUUCCGGAUGCUUCUCGUGGGAAGACGCGCCCACUGGGUGGUCCGGCAAUGUCCAACUUCUGCAAGCAGGCGCUCGCGCUCGUUAGCGGCGAAGCUGGACUCAUGCAAGAAGUCAUCUCGCUACUAGCCAGCGAAGGCGGCUCACAGCGGCUCACAGAGGUUGUCGAUCAAGGCUUCGAAGGGCUGAAUGAAGCACAAACUGCCCAUAUCUUCGACGCUCAGAUUCUACCAUUCUUCCAGGCCAUUAGUCACAAGAACGUCCUCGCUUCUGUCAUCAUGAACGGCCGCGUCAUGACAAUUUACAACAUCAUCUAUGGCGGAGAUGGCCAACGUGUUGUCUCCCUCUUUGCGGCGGUCACGAGGCAUCUCCAGUCGCUGCAGUUGUUGGACGCCGAGAAUUCGCAGGUGGCCAACCUCCAGUCUGUGCUGGCUAUCGAGACAAGUCUGGCGGUGCUGCAUAAGCUCAUCGAGGUCAAUACCGAGGCUCAAGUCCACGAUGGCUUGAAGCUGGUGGGGGAGACAUUCUCGACAAUCCUUGAGGAGCCCUUGCCGGAGACAGCUGCCUUUGCGUUCAAGCCAGCUCAGAAAUGCCUUCGCCGGAUUGAGCAGCGUCUCGGUCUUGGCCAGGCAUUACCGGAGUCCAAGGAUUACGUGAAGACGGUAGGCCACCGUGCCACUUUCGAGCUUGCACGUGAGCUACCAGGCGAGCUCUCCGAGGACGGCCCAAGGCACGACAACGACAACGUCGACAUCCGGCGUAUCUCCAUCCUGCCGACUGUGCAGGAGAUACAGAGCUCCCGCACGGAGUAUCUACCGCCCGCUGAUCCAAGGAAGUGGCACAUCGGUGGUCUUCGAGGCCUACUUGACCGCCACUUCCGCCUGUUGCGAGAAGACACCGUCGGCCAACUCCGGGACGCUGCGAAAUUCGAGUUAGAGAGGCUGCAGAAUCCCCGGCCGCAGGACGGCAACAAUAGGCGCGAGCAUCAAGGCGCGCGUACUUUCGUGUACGAGAACGUCACCUUGUCGGAUCUUGCUUUCGAUGCCUAUGGCGGGAUGGAGUUCGUUCUGAGCUUUGAUCAACCGAAAGACCUGCACAGCAAGUCGGAAGAUGAGCAUCGAGAGUGGUGGCAAAGCUCAAAGCGUUUGGGCUACGAGGCUCUGAUAUGCUUGCUUAGCAGCGAAGGCUCCGUGACCUUCUUCGUUGUCUCUCGCGUACCUAUGAAGAAGAAGAAGAAAGACGACGAAGAUACCGACACAGUGCAAUUGCACAAGCAGUACAACCUCUGGUCCAACCAGGAGCGCGCAAAUGUCAUUGCUAAGCCAGUCGAGCAGUCGGACGUCCAUGCGUUGCUCGAUAAGCUGCUUCACAGCAACACUGAGCAGUAUUCGCUUGUUGAAUUUCCCGGAAUCCUGUUGCCGGCCUUCAGACCUACACUUCAAGCGAUGCAGCGGCUAAGUGAUAGCCUGGAUGUGCCAUUUCCGGAGAUUCUUGCUCCAAUAUCGACGCCAGCAAAUCCAAGCCGGGAGGCCGCGAUCGACUUACCAGCGUAUGCCAUGAAGCCUGGCUUCCGGUUUAAUCUAUCUGGGGUCACAGAGCCAGGAUUUAAUCUUCACCUCACGCCGGCCCAGAAUAUGGACGCCAUGGCCGAGGAGCUGGCAAUUUACUCUACCCUCGAUCCCGGUCAAGCUCAGGCAGUCGUCUCAUCUCUAUCAAGGUCACUUGCGCUCAUCCAAGGUCCGCCUGGAACUGGCAAGUCGUACACGGGAGUCCAGCUAAUCAAGAUACUGUUAGACAACAGAGCAGCCGGCGAGCUCGGACCAUUGAUCUGCGUCUGCUACACGAAUCACGCUCUUGACCAAGGCUUAGAGCGCCUCGUGGACGAAGGUGUAAAGCAUGUCGUCCGCAUCGGUGGCAGCUCAAAGUCGGAGCGUUUAGCAGAGGUCAACCUGAGGGCAGUGACGCAACGCUUGGAUCUCACAAAGACGGAGAAGGGCGAUCGAUGGUCGCUAUGGAAGAAUAUCGAGGCCGAAGCUGAGGAGAUUAACCGCAUUUUAUCUCAGAUCCGUCAACUCGGCGCUGAGGAUGCUGUGGCGGCCCACCUAGAAAUGCACAACCCAAAGCAUUACGAAAAUCUAUUCGGCGGCGAAGACGAAGACGGCUGGCAGAUUUCUGGACGUCACCGUGGCAGUGUACUGGAUUCCUGGUUGAAGAGCGCAGCAUGGGGUCAAGGUAGGCCUCGUUCGGUAGACGUGCUGCAGGACGUGCACGUAGGUAAUAUGACAGGAUUCGAGCGUCGCAUUCUCCAUCAGAGCUGGCUGGACAAUAUACAGGAAGACCUCCAGGAUAUGCUGCGACGUGCGUUGAGCGAGUACAAUCGAGUUAAGCAGCAGCACGACCUCAUUAGCACCGAGCUUGAUCUCCGCGUCCUUCGGCAGGCAAACAUCAUCGGCAUCACGACAAGCGGCCUGGCCAAGAAUCUUGAUCUCAUCCGCCGCACGGGUGCCAAGGUGCUUGUGUGUGAGGAAGCUGGUGAAGUACUUGAAUCUCAUCUCCUGACUGCACUGCUGCCGACUGUUGAGCAUGCGAUUCUUAUCGGCGAUCACCAGCAACUUCGCCCUCACAUCCAGAACCAUGACCUCUCAAGCGAAAGCAAGAGCGGACUCCAAUACUCGUUCGAUGUGUCGCUUUUCGAGCGCCUCGUCCAGCCCCGCGACAUCCUGGCGCAGCCUCUGCCAUACUGCACGCUUUCGGUGCAGAGGAGAAUGCACCCUUCCAUCUCACAGCUCGUUCGCAAGACGCUUUAUCCCCAGCUGGAAGAUGCGCCUUCGGUCAUGAGCUAUCCGAAUGUGGUCGGGAUGCGUCAACGACUGUUCUGGAUGCAUCACGAGCACAAGGAGAAUGGUGCUGAAGGUGCGAUUUCCAUGUCUCACACGAAUGACUUCGAAGUGGGAAUGGUAGCUUCCCUUGUCACUCACCUGGUCCACCAAGGCAUAUACGCCUCUGACGAGAUUGCCGUCAUUACACUGUAUCUUGGUCAACUGAGGAAGAUCCGGAACAAGCUGGGUUCUACCUUCAAUAUCGUCCUCAACGAGAGGGACGUCGAAGACCUUCAGAAGCAAGCCGACACAGAUCCUGACGAUGGCGAACUUGUUAUUGAGAAGCUCACUCGUCCAUCGUCCAUCGCUCGUGGCACCCUCCUACAGGCUCUUCGGGUCGCAACAGUCGACAACUUCCAAGGAGAAGAGGCGAAAGUCAUCAUUAUCUCCCUGGUACGCAGCAACGCCAAGAACAAUCCAGGCUUCUUGAAGACUUCCAACCGGAUCAACGUGCUAUUAUCUCGGGCCAAACACGGCAUGUACAUCAUUGGCAACUCCAACACAACGAGCAAUGUUGAGAUGUGGUCGGCCGUCCUGGACAUCUUCCGCGGAGAUGGUAACUUCGGGAACGCUCUCGAAUUGUGUUGCCCGAGACACGAGGCAACACCGCUCUCAGUCAAUGCCACAUUCUGCCAGAACUGUGCAACGGGCAACAUCAAGAGCAUGACUGUUGACUUCAUUAUGUUCGAGACUUAUGCUGAUAUUAAUCUCGACGAUAACCCAUGCAUAUUCACGGCAUGCGGCCACAUAUUCACUAUCGGCAGCAUGGACGGUAUCAUGGACAUGCCGAAACACUAUGUUAUCGAUACCGAGACAGACAAGCCUCGUGCGCUCAAGACUUCUUCUGAGCCGUUCUCCUCUGGAGAGUUAAAGGUCUGCCCAGCCUGCAGAAGCUCCCUCCGCAGUGUCGCAAGGUACGGACGCAUCGUCCGGAGAGCGUUGCUCGACGAGAGUGCAAAGAAGCUCACUGCCUGGUCGAACAGCACUCAUGCCACUCUGGAAGAGCGUCUAGCUCAAGACCAGGAGAAGCUUCUGGUCAGUCUCGACAGGUCCCGGAAGCCUGGCCAGGACUUGAAGCUACUCGGCCAGGUCUCCGAGCAGGUGAAGGCGGUCAAGCGUCUCAGCACGGUCUCCCGCUACCAGAAAAUCAUCGCUACCCGCAACAAGAUCCAGGCCUUCGCCAAGAAACUGGGCAAAGAUGAGCAGCCAUAUCAGCGAGUCCGUAACUUAGUGGAGACUGUUCGUCGUCAGCACCAAGACUCCAGCAUGGCAGAGUUCGACUUCUCCAGCGCCGAGCUGCAGUUGCGAGAGCACUUACAAGCCACCAGCCUGCUGGUUCGUUGCGAAAUCAUCUUGCUUUCAGACGUCGUCAGUAUGCACGACAAGACUCCGGCAGGCAGGAUGAAAGGCACUCUCCAGAUCGACUUUACAGCAAAUCGCACCCGUUGCGACUUACUGGUGAAGGAGGCUCAGAGCACGCAGAAUUUUCGCCAGGCAGUUGAAGGCGACAUCUUUUGGGCUCGAUUUGCAGCAAUGGAGUGUGGCAAUAUCGACGCCACGGCGGAGGGCGCUCAGCCCGGAGCCCUCCACGUCCAGGAAGUAUUGAACAAAGCGGGAUUUGAUCGUCUAGACUCAGCCGACAAGGUCUGCAAAAGCUUUGUCGGUAAGGAUGUCAACCCGACGAAAGGCUUGAAAGACGAGAUCGUCGACGUCCGCAGGAUGCUCAACAAAGGCGUCUCCACGAGCGAGAUGAAGAUGGUCGUCGCCGCGAUGGCAAGGGAGUUCAGCGGCACUGGGCAUUGGUACCGAUGCGUGAAUGGGCAUCCGUUUACAGUCGGCGAGUGCGGCAUGCCGAUGCAACUUGCACGGUGUCCGGCGUGCGGCGCUGGCAUCGGUGGCCAGAACCACCAGGCCACGGCUGGCGUCGAGCACGCGCGGGAUAUCGAGGAGGACUUCGGUAACAUGCAUCUUUGA